CAGGGGCGGACUGACCAUUUGGGAACUAGGGCACUGCCCAAGGGCCCGGGGUCAGUAGGGGGCCCCAUGAGAUGCCCCUGGUACCUUUUCAUAGGCUUUUUUGGGUGUGGUUUGAGUGUGGGCGAGGACACAGGGGCCCCAUGCUCCCCUGUUGCCCGGGGGCCCCAUGAGUUGUCAGUCCACCCCUGUUUUUUAGAUAAAGUUGAUCCAGGGAAUAUUUGAUUGCCUCUCGGGGGAUCAGGAUGGCAUU
Molecule: messenger RNA, 250 nt
Organism: Staurois parvus
Lineage: Eukaryota; Metazoa; Chordata; Amphibia; Anura; Ranidae
Source: the annotation of a GenBank genome assembly